Molecule: messenger RNA, 863 nt
Organism: Staurois parvus
Lineage: Eukaryota; Metazoa; Chordata; Amphibia; Anura; Ranidae
Source: the annotation of a GenBank genome assembly
CUCUACAAGGACGUCAUGAUGGACAAUCAGCCGCCCCUCACAUCACCGGAUGGAUCCAGUCAUGGGAACCCACCAGAGAGAUGUCCCCGCCCUCUGUAUUCCUGGGAUUCCACACAGGAAGGGUCACACCAUCCCUCACCAUCAUCAGGUAGAUGGAUCCAGUCAUGGGAACCCACCAGAGAAAUGUCCCCGUCCUCUGUAUUCCCGGGAUUCCACACAGGAAGGUCACACCAUCCCUCACCAUCAUCAGGUAGAUGGAUCCAGUAAUGGGAACCCACCAGAGAGAUGUCCCCGUCCUCUGUAUUUAUUCCGGGAUUCCACACAGGAAGGUCACACCAUCCCUCACCAUCAUCAGAGUGGAAUCCUCGGGGAUUAUUUAAUAUUGUUGUUAAAGAAGAGUGUAAAGAGGAGGAUGAGGAGUAUGGAAUGAUUGAGGAGCUCUCAGAAGGACACAACCAGGAUCUCUACAAGGACGUCAUGAUGGACAAUCAGCCGCCCCUCACAUCAGCGGAUCGAUGUCCCCGUCCUCUGUAUUCCUGGGAUUCCACACAGGAAGAUCCCACCAUUCCUCACCAUCACCAGGUAGAUGAGGAACAAUCACUGAUAGUUAAGAGUUAUACAAAAGCUUGUCUGGUCUAAUGAAUAGAGAUGUCCCCGUCCUCUGUAUUCCCGGGAUUCCACACAGGAAGGUCACACCUUCCCUCACCAUCAUCAGGGUGAAGAUCUGAUGAAGAUGAAAGUUGAGGGUGAAGUAGAAGAGACGUAUGUGAGGGAUGAUCAGCAGUCUAUGGAGGAGGCUGGAAUGACGAGGACAAUCAAAGAGGAGGACACUCCUACAGAGAUCAGCACAGGUGAGCCACAAU